Molecule: messenger RNA, 5464 nt
Organism: Dunckerocampus dactyliophorus (ringed pipefish)
Lineage: Eukaryota; Metazoa; Chordata; Actinopteri; Syngnathiformes; Syngnathidae
Gene: ptafr
Product: platelet-activating factor receptor
Exons: 2
Coding region: 1601-2878 (425 amino acids)
Biological process (GO): G protein-coupled receptor signaling pathway; chemotaxis
Cellular component (GO): membrane
Molecular function (GO): G protein-coupled purinergic nucleotide receptor activity; platelet activating factor receptor activity
Source: RefSeq, a predicted model, not a curated record
UUGCUGACGAGGCAGCAAUAUUCACAUAAAAAAAUAAGAUUCUAUCAUUGUAAAAACAACUAACUGUGACAGACUGUGUUAUUCAUGCUAGAUGAUCGUACAGAUAGAUACUGUAGGUACUGUAUUUAUCUUCAAGAGAAAUUCACGUUUCCAGGAGGACAACACACUACAAACAGGAGAAGUUAAAUGUUUCUGUUUUGAUUAGAAGAAAUUCACAUUUUUUGUUUCUCGCUAGUAUAAACACACAGUAUGCUAAUUAACGUGGUAGCUAUGAAGUUGAUCUAAAGAAACUAAAUGUUGUAGGUUGGAAGCUGUGAUUUAAGAGGGGACACACAUGGACAUGGACAACAAAACAAAAGGCAAUAGCAGUAACCUCUACAUUGACAGAAAGAAAGAAGACAUGGCAAAAGACCGGCGAAUACUUUGGCUUAAGAGGGGACAGACAGAGAGAAGCCACAAUAAGAAAAGACAACAAAAACAUUGGUUAUUAUUUGGCUUAAGAGGGGACAGACAUAGAGAAAAGAGACAUAACAAAAGGCAUCAGAAACAACAUUGGCUAAUACUCAUCUUAAAAGAGCAAAAAAAAAGGCAACAACAAAAGGAAACAACGGUAGGUGGUGGCUUUGCAGUUUUUUAAUGAUAUUUGUGGCUACGACGCUAAUAAAAGACAACAGCAACAACAAGACCAGCUAGUACUUGGCUUAAUCAAGGACAGACAAAAAGAAAAGAGUAAAGAUGCCAGAUAUUGGCUUUCUUACCGAUAGCUGAUAUACCGAUACCGUCCAGCACUUCAUUUCCAAUACUGUAAGACAAUAUAAUAUGUAAUAUGCAAUGUCAGUUUUGGAAAAAAUGCCAUAUUUAUUAAUUAAAAUGAAAAAAAUCAUGACAAAUAGUCAGCUAAAAGAACAUGUUCUCUUACUAUCAACAAGUAAGACAGGCUGGACUUUUGAAUAAACUCAAAUAAGAAUCCAAAAAUUGAAUAAUGCUGGCAAUGACACAAUUUGGAGUGCUGUACAUUUCAAUGUGGCACAAAUAUGUGUACAGUAUAUCAACAAAGUGCAAAGUAUGAAACUCAAGACUAAACUGGGCUCAUUCAGCACUGCUCGGCCGUGCUGCAUAAACGCUACGUGUGACUCAGAGUGAUUCUUCCUGAGGUGUGAUUUAUAAGAUUACAAGUGUUAAAGAAAGACGUCUCACUCCCCUCUCGAUUAACCGGCGCUUCACAGUUGCUGCAAAAUGCAUAUUUAAAAUUCAAAGGCGAAACUUGGAAAUGAUUCCAGACCACGGACAUACUGAGCUGCUCCGUAGCGCAAUUUGUGGUAAGGUAACCACUAGCGAACAGAUAUCAUUAUCGGUAGAAAAAACAAUGUCAGCAUGAUCUGAUAUCUAAUUUUUAUGCCAAUAAUGACAUCCUCAGAAAAUUGCAACACAUAAAGACAACAGCAAUGACAACAUUGGUUAAUACUUGGUUUAAGAACCGACAGUCUGAGAGUAAAUCCAGUGAACCGUUCAUUCUGUAUUCCACGUAAAAUUUCAGGAAAAUAUGACUUGAAAAGUGUAUUAUUGUGUAUUUUUUGGAUGUUUUUUGGCUUUUUUGUGUAUGUACCCUUUCACAAGAGUAUCAGUAAUGAUAGGGCAAAAGGAAAUCUACGCUUCGACAAAAGAACCAAGGAACUUAUCGCCAAAAGCGGUAGUCAUGAAAGAAAAGACAGAAAUGUGGCUUUCUACAACAAAAGUCUCGCCAGGACUCACGACGAAGACCUUUACAGCCGCCAAUGGUUCAAACUUCCUGGACUCCCCAUUCCGUUAUCAGCUCUUCCCAGUGGCCUAUGGCGUCAUCUUCGUCUUGGGCUUCUUCACCAACAUCUACGUGCUGUUUGUACUGCGCUGCCUACGAGAAGCAAAGGCAAUGGGAGAGAUUCGGAUCUACAUGACCAACUUGACCAUUGCUGAUCUCCUUUUUGUGUGCGUCCUACCCUUCUGGAUUGGGUAUUACAGUCGCGAAGGAACUUGGAUCUACAAAGACUUCUUGUGUCGACUGACCGGAUCGUUGUUCUUCAUCAACACCUACUGCUCCAUUCUGUUCCUGUGUGCCAUCAGCGUUAACCGAUACUGGGCGGUCACUCGGCCUCUUGAUGCGGCGUCAUCAGACCACAGGCGCCGCGGGAUCGGCGUGUGCAUUGUCAUCUGGUUGGUGACCGUCUCCAUGGCUGUGCCUUUCCUUGCAAGUCCGGGCACCAACCAGGAUGGAAAUGUCACUCGCUGUUUUGAGGGAUACCAGAACGACAACGAUUCGUCCAAAAGAGGCACAGCUGCUACCCAUUUCGCAAUUAUCGGAAUGUUUUUUGUCGUUUUUGCACUCGUGGUGGUAUGCAACCUCCUUAUCGCCCGAGCAUUGGUUUCCCAAAGUGUUCCUCAGUCUGAAUUCCAUUCUGGAAAAGGUCUGUCCAGGAAGUCCAACAUGACAAUCUCGUCUUCCAGAAGACCCACAGGCGUCAAACGGAGGGCUGUGCAAAUGCUAAUGGCUGUGGUCGGUGUGUUUGUUGUGUGCUUCCUGCCUCAUCAUGUAGUCCAAGGAUUCUGGACGCUAGCAGCACUGCAGAUCCAAGAUGGAUGGGGCCAUGUGGAUUGGGAUCCCGAGACCGUGCAGUUGCUCAAUGAUGCCCAUCAGAUCACCUUGCUUCUCAUGGGCCUCAACUGCAUUCUGGAUCCCGUAGUGUACUGCUUCGCCACCAGGAAGUUCCGAAGGUUCAUAAUGGCUCACCUGAAGAGGGUGGCAAAGGGCGAAAGCUGCUCCCACACGGUCACCUCACAGAUCUCCUUGGACAGUAGGCACCAGAGCCACAAACUCCCGGGCGAGCUCAAUCAGCCUGCAUAAUUCAAACUGCCAAGCGAUGGCAUCAUGGAUUGCUACAGAACUGUCAUGGGUUAUACCAAAAGAUAUUUUGCCCAUCCCAUUUGUUAAUAAGAGAUUGUAAAUAAUUAUAUGACCUUCCCAGCGUUAAAAUAGUUUAUUUUGUAAAGAACACUUUCAUAAUGUUCGAUCCCCAGACCGAAUUGCACAAAUUCAACUUCCUGUGUCAGGCGCUCAAACACAGUCACAGAAAAGCGGAAGUUUUGCAAGCAGAAGUCUGUGUGAUGACUCUUUCUGAUGAGAAUCAACCAAAAUGAACCAACAAAUUACAGAACCAAUGUGAUUUUAAUGUAAACCCUCAUUUCUACAGAGUUUUCUUGACAUGGCGUCAAUAAAAUAUACAGUGACUUGAUGACAUUUACCACCAUUGGCACAACAGGCCUCAGGAUAACCGUUACUCUUCAAUUUUGGAGUGGCCUUUUUUUGUAGCCAACCUAAGACACACCUGUGCAAUAAUCAGCAUCAUGAUAUGCCACACCUGUCAGGUGGAUGAGUUAUGAAUGAUGAAUGUUUACUAACAGAUUUGAGAGAGAUAGGCUUUUGGUGUCCAAAGAAAAAGUUUUACAUCUUUCAGUUCAGCUCAUUAAUUAAUUAAAAAUGGGAGUUUUGCGUUUAUAUUUUUGCUGAGUGUACAUGACGGUAUAUGUUUUGCUCCUGAGUUGAUAAAAAAUGGAAAACCCUGCAUAAAAUAACCCUUUCCUGUACAGAUUCAGCUCAUGACAGAAUUGAGUAAGUGUUGUCGCUGGUCAUGCUUGUGGGAUCCAGAUCUGUGUAGGCAAGGUUGGUGCUUGAGUAAUUCAUGUACUCAUGUCCGUCAUUCUCGGCCUGUGGCAAAGCUCCCCUGUAAUACAAAGUAGAGAUGUGCGAGUCAUCAAAGAGUCGUUCAAAGCUCGCAGUGUUUUUUUCCAACGGUUACUUGACAAAGAGCUGACUCAUGGGUGCUCGAAAAAGACUUGUGUUUUACUAACUCGUGUGUGUGCUCUAUGAAGACCCAAGUUUCACAGACUCACAGGUGCUCAACGAGUUUCACUGACUCACGGGUUUUCGACGAAGACUUGAGUUUCACUCACUCACAGGUGCUUGAUAUACAGUAUACUGGAGUUUCACUGGCGGACGGUUACUCGAAGGCUCAAGUUUUACUGACUCACGGGUGCUCGACAAAGACUCCAGUUUUACUGACUCACGGGUGCUCGACAAAGACUCCAGUUUUACUGAUUUACGAGUACUCGACAAAGACUCAUGUUUUACUGACUCACAGGUGGUCAACAAAGACUCAAGUUUUAAUGACUCACAGGGGCUCGCAGAAGACGCGAUUUUCAUUGAGUCACGGGUGCGUGACGAGUUUCACUGACUCAUGGGUCCUUGACGAAGUGUCAUGUUUCACUGACUCACGGUUGCUUGAUAUAUACUGGAGUUUCACUGGCUGACGGUUACUCGAUGAAGACUCGAGUUUUACUGACUCACGGGUGCUCGACGAAGACUCAAGUUUUACUGACUUACGGGUGCUCGGCGACGACUCCAGUUUCACUGACUUGCGGUUACUCCAUGAAGACUCAAGUUUUACUCACUCACAGGUGCUCAAUAAAGACUCACGUUUCAGUGACUCACAGCAGCUCACAGAAGACUUGAUUUUCAAUGAAUCACGGGUGCUUGACAAAGACUCAAGUUUCACUGACUGGGGUGCUUGGCGAAGACUCGAGUUUCACUGACUCUUGGGCACUCGAUGAAGAUUGAGCACAUGUGCUUUGUGACGAGCGACUAGAGUGAAUUUAGUACCUGAUUCACUUCAGUGAGUGACUCAUAAUCACCCGAGUCAGUAAAAGGAAUCGAGUUUCCCAUCUUUAAUACAAACAAUCAUUUUAAAUAAUGUUAAUAUCACAACCAAGUCGACUUAGAAACAAAAACAUUUUACCUACUUUGGCUCCUUUCCCGGUCUUGGGAAACCUUUAGAAAAAUGUACAAAACACACCAAUGAGAAGGACAUUGGCAUAAAAGAACAGUACUGCUGUGUUCACCUUUAGGUCCUGUGUUGGAGGAGCUUUUCUUGUUCAGAAGUCUUUCCCAGAGUAGCCAGAGUAGAAUGAUGAUGUUAACCGUCAAGGCCAGCAGCGAGAGAGUGAAGGCAGUUAUUUCCAUACUCUUGACUUCUAUUAAAAAAGAAAAAGAUAUAUGCAUCGGUGUGCCUGUAUAUUAGUAACUGCAUAAGAUAUGUUCCUGAUUUAGAAACAGGGUCACCACAAGCACUGAUAAGCAUGUUGCAGCAGUCCAAAUAUAGCACUUAAACAAAUAUUACAAGAUAGAUACUUAUCAACUUGUUUUUGGACUGCGAAUGUAAAGCUCCCCAAACAUUUUAAUGCCAUGUUUGCGUGAAAUUAAACGUAAUAUUAGUGCAAUAUUAGUCCGAUCAUCUGAACAUUUGUAAUGCUAUUUAAAGUAAGUGUGCAUUUUAGCAUCCACUCAGAUUGCGAUGAUGUUUGCUCACAGCCACAAGGGGGCGUAUUUACAUGGUACAGCAGGGAUGUCCAAACUUUUAUGACAAUUAUGACUUUA